Fonsecaea pedrosoi CBS 271.37 is the source of this 528-nucleotide messenger RNA. RefSeq lists its product as uncharacterized. Lineage: Eukaryota; Fungi; Ascomycota; Eurotiomycetes; Chaetothyriales; Herpotrichiellaceae. The transcript has a single exon. The record is from RefSeq and is a predicted model, not a curated record. The coding region runs from base 1 to 528 and encodes 175 amino acids.
AUGACGCUUCCGUGCUCCAGUCCAGAUCCCCGGGCUGGACUUUCGAUUCUGUUCCGACCGACAAGAGGACUCCCUCGAUCACCAGAAUACCUCGGCGCGGGCAAAUCAAGUAUUGUCUACGGAUUCGUCAAGAACAAAGUCAUCAAACAACACACAGCCACCGACGACGACGAGGAUCCCAUGCAUGGAAACAGGAUUGUUCAUGCCGAUAUUGGAUGUCAGACUGGAACCACGGUAAUGGAUUUCGAAGGUUGCAGCAUUGAUGGCGAAGUCACAAAUUCUUGUUAUGAAUGGUUCAUUUACCGACCAUCGACACCGAGGGUUACCGAACAGACUGAUAUCUUUGCCUAUGGGUGUUUGGUGUACGAAGUUUUGACCGGCAAUCCAUCAUACCAAGAAUACAAAGACUCCGUACACGGGGACCACGAUGUCGAGCAACCCUACCUGGCCGAUCGCUUUCCUGAAGUGUCAAAUUUUCUGAGUUUCUCAACCAAAAUUGGAAUCAUGUUUCGAUGGGGCAGGGGUUGA